Molecule: messenger RNA, 1381 nt
Organism: Myxocyprinus asiaticus (Chinese sucker)
Lineage: Eukaryota; Metazoa; Chordata; Actinopteri; Cypriniformes; Catostomidae
Gene: iba57
Product: iron-sulfur cluster assembly factor IBA57
Cellular component (GO): mitochondrial matrix
Molecular function (GO): protein binding
Source: RefSeq, a predicted model, not a curated record
AACAGUAAGCGCAUUGCACGACGGGAAGCAAAAUAGAAGGCGAAAAGACAGAAUAACUCAAACUCGUCUCGUUUUUGGGAACUUCAAGCUUUCCAUUCACGCUGUGGUUAACAAUAAUGCAUAAGGUGGCAGUGUUUGGCAGUGCUGUAAGGGUGCUCGUGACAGGAUCAAGCGGGCUCCAUGCGCAGUGUUUCCUGCUGACCUCUUGUUUGAGACAUGAAAGUGUGUCCAGAACUCCUAUCAGAAAACACAGUCAAGAUCAGCCCAAACACACUGCAGGACACUUGACCUGUUACAGCUUACCGCACAGGACUCUCAUCAGUAUAUCUGGACAUGACACGAACUCUUUUCUUCAAGGAAUUAUCACCAAUGACAUGACUCUUCUGGGAGAGGAUGGACUUAUAGCCAUGUAUGCGCAUAUGCUCAAUGUUCAAGGCAGGACACUGUAUGACAUAAUCAUUUACAGUUUGAAAGACAACCCAAGUGGAAUUAAUGGUGUGCUUCUGGAGUGUGACAGCACUGUACAGAACUCCAUUAUACGACAUCUGAAAGUGUACAAGAUACGUCGCAAAGUGAACAUCAGCCACUGUCUGAGUCUCUCGCUUUGGGCUUUGUUUCCUCAAAAUAAAGAUGCAGUGCUGGGAAAGUCAAAGCCAGAUGUUACUGCAGCAGACAAAGUAUUGUUGUUGGAACAAGACCCAAGAACUGAACUCAUGGGCUGGAGAAUGAUCACUAAUAGUGAGGUUAAUCCAAUGGAGAUCAUCUCAGCCUGUCAACAGGGCAACACUGAAGAAUACCACAGACACCGCUAUGAAAUUGGACUUCCUGAGGGAGUCAAAGAUCUCCCACCAGGUGAGGCCCUUCCGCUGGAGUCUAACCUGGUCUUCAUGCAGGGAAUCAGCUUCAGCAAGGGCUGCUACAUUGGACAGGAACUAACUGCCAGAACUCACCACACUGGUGUAAUACGGAAGCGCCUAAUGCCUGUGACCAUAUCUGCCCCUGCUGAGAACUUGGACCAAGGGGCUGCUCUGGAGAGAGGGGGCAAACCAGCAGGAAAGUACAGGGCAGGAAUUGGCAAGCUGGGCUUGAGCCUUGUACGCUUGGCUCAUGCCAAAGAGCCCCUCAAAAUUAAAUCCUCUGAUGACAUGACAGUGACUCUACAGGCUAGUGUGCCUGACUGGUGGCCAAAAAACACGAAAGAUUAAUGAAGGGUUAAUCAGCAAGUCAGAUUAGCAGUCCUAUUAUAUAUGUUUUUAAUAGCCCAUAAGACUGCUGUAAUUGCACUGAAAACAUUUAUUUAGAUUUUGAGUCAAUUUAUAACUAUUUUAACUGAAUCACUACAGCUUUUUUUCAGAUAUGUUGGUUGAAAAUAAAAUUUCUG